Molecule: messenger RNA, 2355 nt
Organism: Ogataea parapolymorpha DL-1
Lineage: Eukaryota; Fungi; Ascomycota; Pichiomycetes; Pichiales; Pichiaceae
Product: Glycosylphosphatidylinositol anchor synthesis protein
Exons: 1
Coding region: 1-2355 (784 amino acids)
Biological process (GO): GPI anchor biosynthetic process
Cellular component (GO): endoplasmic reticulum membrane
Source: RefSeq, a predicted model, not a curated record
AUGGUGAUCGACGCUCUGCGGGCAGACUUUCUGUUUUCAAACGAGUCCCAAAUGACCUUUGUCCACGAGCUCAUCAAUGAUGGCUAUGCAUUGGGGUACACUGCCUACUCCAAUCCUCCUACCGUGACCCUGCCCCGUCUCAAGGGCAUAACUACAGGAUCAACGCCUAAUUUCAUCGAUGCUGUACUUAAUAUCGCAGAGGAAGACACGUCAUCGACUCUGGGAGACCAGGACUCGUGGGUAAAGCAGAUGCAUGCGUCAGGGUGGAAAAUCAACAUGUUUGGAGACGAUACCUGGUUGAAGCUGUUUCCUUCGUAUUUCGCAAAGACAGACGGUACCGCCAGUUUUUACGUUAGCGAUUUUACCAUUGUGGACAACAACGUCACACGGCAUCUGGAUUACGAGCUGAGCAAAGAAGGCCAGAGAAACUGGGACUGUCUGAUCCUUCAUUAUUUGGGCCUGGACCAUAUUGGCCACAAAGGAGGGCCUGCUAGUGCUAGCAUGCCUGCCAAGCAGCGCGAAAUGGACUCUAUCAUUCGCAGGAUUUUUGAAAGCACUGUAAAGAAAGACGAAAACACUCUGUUUGUGGUGAUGGGCGACCAUGGAAUGAAUGAGGUUGGAAAUCACGGAGGCUCCUCAAUUGGCGAAGUUUCUGCUGGGUUAUUGCUGGUUUCAUCCAAAUUCAAAAAGCUUCAGUCAGAGCAGAAGGCUCCUAUACCAAGAAAUCCAGAUUUUGACUACUUCGGCCACAUCGAACAAAUAGACUUGGUGCCGACUCUUUCCACGCUGCUUGGUCUUAAAAUCCCAAUUAAUAAUUUGGGCACAUUUAUGCACGACCUGCUCCCGCUGUAUACGGAGAAAGAUAGGCAGAACGUCCUAAUCAAGAACGCAUUGCAACUGAAGGUCCUCAUAGACAAAUCCAGAAGCAAGGUGACGUCUUUAGACUCUGAGAUUGACGUCUCAUCUCUGUCUUCUUUGCUACACUUUCUGCAUGAUUCCAAAGGUACAUUGUCGAAAACUUCAUCAGAUUACAAUUACAGGGAUAUAUUCUACGGACUGGCUGGCUAUACAUUCACUGCACUUAUCAGUUUGGCGCUCUUUUUCACAUAUCAUCGAGGCCGGCUUUCGGAAGCCGGUGUUGAUCUGUUAUUCUUUAUUCUCUAUGCCGUCAAUUUCUUCGGCUCGUCAAUGAUUGAAGAGGAACACCACCUUUGGUGGUUUUUUACCACUGUGUUUGUUGCAUCGGUAACAGUCAAAUCCCAAUCAAUUUAUUGUACAACGCUGCUUGUUUGUCUUCGCCUCCUCAAGGCUUGGAACAACAGUGGACAGAAAAACAACAUCAAAAGCAACAUGAAGAUCGCGACGUAUGUUGCAUCGCUUUCGCCUGACAUCGGUCCUGUUGUGGUUGCAUUCCUGAUCGCAUCAACCCUCGCAACAUACUGUUUCUACGUCACAGAAGGUGUUAUCGUGAAAGGAAAAGGUGACGGAACGACUUUGAGAUUCCUCACGUUUGUCAGCACGUCGCUUCUUUGUUCCAUCACCUUCUCGACCAAGUUUUUGUCCUACCUGUCAGAGACCUACGACUUGAAAUCUGGAUUCAAGGAAAUUCCUGAUUGGUGUUCGAAGUACAUUCUGUGGAUCGGCCAGCGUUUGGGAACGACAGAUAUCAACACAGUCAACCAACAACUUUUUAGUUUGUUCUAUAAAGUUUGGCUGGUUACAAUCGCAUUCCAUCUUCUGAAACCCCUAGCAUUCAAAAUAUGGAAACUCCCAGACCCAGCGCACAAUUAUACACGAACCAUACUAAUUACCUUCAGCCAGCUGCUGAUCAGUCAAACAAACUUCAAUAACGUUCCAAUAUUCUUGCUUCUGCUGGCGAUCCUCCUGUCGUUCCAAAAACUCGUCCCCGUGUCCAACCUCAACGCCAUUUCCCUGUUCACCAUUUUAAUGCAAAACCUCAGCUUUUUCCAGUUUGGAUUCACAAACUCUCUCUCGUCUGUCGACCUCACAAACUCCUUCAACGGGCUUUCCAGCUACAAUAUGAUUCUCUCCGGACUGCUGACUUUUGUGUGCAACUGGGCUGCCCCUAUAUUCUGGUCUCUGGCCUAUUUGCAUCUCACCUUAAAACCAGAUGGACGUAACUGGGAAAGACUGUACCACCGGCUCCUGGUGACACUGACAUUCUACUCCGUUAGCGGACUGGUCCUGAUAGUAAGCUGCUACAACCUCAGAUUCCAUCUCUUCAUCUGGACAGUGUUUAGUCCCAAGAUCCUGUACUUCCUCUCAUGGACGGCGUGCGGACUACUCGUGGACUUCGGUCUAUCAUGUAUUGUUACGGCCCUGUAUAUAAAAUAG